AUGUCUUCGCCAGCCGACGUGACUCCUGUACGCGGCGUCACGUUCGACCUCGAUGACACGUUGUGGUGUGGUAAGACUCUGAUCCGCAAGGCAAGCGCCGCUUUCCACGCUUUCUUGGAGCAAAAGACGCCGCUGCUGGCGGAUGCGUUCCCUCCUGCAACGUUCGACGCGCUACUGAUGGACUUCCAGCGCGCUGUGCCGGACAAGGCGCACGACUAUACGUUUCUGCGCAAACACACACUGCGUCACUGUGUGAGUGUCUAUGGCGCGCAGAAGUUGAAUCUGAUCGACCAGAUGCAGCUCGAAGCUUUCAUCGACGCUGCGUUCCAAGCGUUUCUGGUACCCCGCAGUCAACCAGAGCUCUUUGACGGCGUCGAGAGUUUGUUUCUAGCGCUCCACGAAGAGAUUCGACGCUGUGGAGGGACCGAAGACGAGGAUCCUGUUCUGGGGAUCAUUACGAAUGGCAAUUGUGACAUGACCCACCUGCCGCGGUACUUCCACCUUCACGUGAGCUUUGUGGUGUCCGCUGAGCUCGUGGGUGCCGCCAAACCGCAUCGAGCCAUUUUUGAUGCGGCGGUGGGUCACUUUCCGUCCGGCGCGUCCAAUCGCCAGCACAUUGUGCACGUCGGCGACCACUACGAGUGCGAUGUGGAAGGGGCAAAACGCGCGGGCUUGCGCACGAUUUGGGUGAAUGCAAAGUGGGCGAAGGCAGAUGCAUUGACGCGAGCUGAUUUGUCUGGGGAAGAAGCAGAGCGGUAUGCUGCAGCAGACGCUAUUGUGAAAGAAGUGAAUGCUGUAUUACUUGUUGUGAGAUGCUGGAACGCGCUUGCAGUAACGUCGGAUGAAUGA
Messenger RNA from Hyaloperonospora brassicae, 849 nucleotides. NCBI's taxonomy places the organism in Eukaryota, Oomycota, Peronosporomycetes, Peronosporales, Peronosporaceae. The record is from the annotation of a GenBank genome assembly.